This is a messenger RNA of Trichoplusia ni (cabbage looper), 3805 nucleotides long. RefSeq names its product synembryn-A (gene ric8a). The record is from RefSeq and is a predicted model, not a curated record. Gene Ontology annotation, molecular function: G-protein alpha-subunit binding; guanyl-nucleotide exchange factor activity. Bases 177 to 1865 code for a protein of 562 amino acids. The transcript is spliced from 9 exons. Lineage: Eukaryota; Metazoa; Arthropoda; Insecta; Lepidoptera; Noctuidae. Gene Ontology annotation, cellular component: cytoplasm. Gene Ontology annotation, biological process: G protein-coupled receptor signaling pathway.
AAUUAAUCUGACUGUGUGAUGUGAAUACUUUGUGUUUUUUGGAAUUGUGUUUAUUGUAAAAGCAAUAACACGAGAUUAUAACAAGUUAUAAGCUGUUCAUUUAUCUAUUUUAGAAUUGGCGAGGGCUUGUGUAGAGUCAGGAAAAUUGACUUUUGAAGCUUCGAAAAUCUCCUACGAUGACUACUAUAGCUACGAUGCAAGAACAGUUAUUUGAACAGCUCACUACUGCGAGGAAACCGUCCGACCUCCAUCAGCUAUUGUACAUUUUCAUAUCGAGCAAUCAUGAUGUGUUCAGUUUUCCGAUUUUGAAUAAGGAUAAUAAAAGAGUUAUUGUAUGGACAGCUUUAUUUCAACAUCUUCAGAGAAAGAAAUGUAGUUACAUAUAUACGCACAUCGUUACUACCCUCAGGAUUUUAAGCCGAGACAAAACAGAUAUUGAGGAUAUGAUUUGUGAACGAUGGGUGGUAUUGCUGAUAGAGAGAUCUGGUCUGUUGAAUUUUGAAACUGUUGCUGAAGACUCUUUGGUACCAUUGAAUGCCCAAACAUUGGAUACAGCUGAGGAGGCUCUUAAGUGUCUGUGUAACAUAACAUUUCACAGUGAGAAGGCCCGCGCAUACUGUGCUAACACCUUAAUUGUUGAAGGCCUGAUUGCCAGAAUGCAGCACUACAACAACAUGCCCUUAAGAGAAGGCUGUAUGCUGUAUGACAUGAAACUGCUGUUCAUUUUGACGGCAUUGAGACAGGAUAUAAAAACUAAAGUAAAAGAAUUAGAUGGUAUGGAGCAUUUGACUGAUUUGUUAUAUAAAAUGCUAACAGAUACUGUGCUACGUCCCAGAGUUAAUGUUGACACCAGAAAAUACGAAUCUAUUAAUGACCAAUACCAAGCCAUAUCUUGUGAGGUCCUCAAGGUCCAGUUCAACUUGAUCCAGCAGACCAGUUCAGAAGGACCUAGUGAUGAGAAGGAAGAGGCCAUGUUUCUCAAACUGAUGCCGGUAUUGACUGGAAUGCUUCAAGCUAGCGCAAGCAGUCAUGAGAAACUCUUGGAGUUGCAUAGUAAUGUUGCUAAUUUGUUGACCAGUGUACCUUUGGUGUUUUAUCAAUACUUGACACCAGAAUUAAAGCAAGAUUACUGUUGUAAUCAGUCAUUUGAUGGAAAGAAUAUGGAUGCUUUGCAGGCACUUUUAGCACUGCUGCGACACAGGCUGCAAAUAAGCAUGGAUAACCACAACCAGUACGAGAACCUGUCUCCGAUCCUGACGGUGUUGAUAAAGAGCGCGAGCGCGUGCCGCUCGCAGCGCCGCUACAUGCGGCGCGUGGUGCUGCCGCCGCUGCGGGACGUGUCGCGCCGGCCCGAGCGCGGCAACACGCUGCGCAACCUGCUGUGCCGCCUGCUCACCACGCCCGUCACCACCGUCAGGGACCUCGUCGCUGAGUAUCUGUUCAUCUUGUGCAAGGAGAAGGUGGGCCGUAUGGUGAAGUACACUGGUUUCGGUAACGCUGCGGGCCACCUGGCCCAGAAGGGGCUGCUCGCCGGCGGGCGCGGCGGCCAGUACUCGUCCAGCAGCGACGACUCCGACACGGAGGAGUACCGCCUCGCCGAGCCCAACAUCGACCCCGUCGUGGGCUGCACGCGCCCGCCGCGCGUCAACCCCUUCGAUGGCAUGUCUGAGGAACAGAAAGAGUAUGAAGCCAUGAGGUUGGUGGAUAUGUUCGAUAGGAUGAUGCGUCGUGGCGUGGUGAAGCCGGCGCGUAUCGCAGACGACGGCCGCCUGGAGGCGCUCCAACACGUGGUACAGAUGCUCCCUGGGGCCGUACCUGGAAAGGAAAAACCUAAAUCGAGGUCUUACUAUGAUGAUUCUGACUAAAGGAAUUACUGAACACCGUAUUUAUUUGACUUUAAUAUUUUCGUAAACGAUCUCAAAACUUAAUGAGCAGGUGUUAUUGAGGAAAACAUCGAGCGAUUUGAAUUAUCGAUUACGUAAGGAGUUAUGAGUAACGGAUAUAACUUGACAAGUUUGAAGACCUAACAUAUCACCGUCCCUGUCUCAAGCUAUCGUCUCGCUCCAACUAAGGACUGACUUCGAAGGUUCAAAGUUUAAUUACGAGUUUAUAAAAAAUACUUGUCUACUUUUACUCCUGAAAGAUAUCUCUUUUGGCCAAAGUGUAGUCAGACAUUAAGAAUUUUAACGUUUUACCUGUUUAGGUAUGUAGUAAAAUAUUGUACUUUAGUACUUUGAUGUUCAAUUUAUAUAACUGAAUGUGUAGUUUUAAUCUUUAGAUUAAUUAAAAUAUACUAGUAUUAUAUGUAUGUAUUACCAUUGUAUGUCUGCGGUACGUAGUACAACGAGAACUUGGUGUGUGAUCAAAAGGUAACAAAUUGAAUGAGGGUAAAAUGUAGGGAAUGAAAAUGGUAUUGUAAUUAAGAAAUAUAUAUAUUUUAUGAUUGUUUAUUAUUUUGCGAUAUUUAUAUUUCGCUAUGUGAUAUAACUUUAUGUAUGUGAUGAGAUCACUAAGCUGCCAGACCUUACUUAUUUUGUGUCAGACUUAAUGAGAGUGGUAUCAGUGCCUACUACAGCAGUUUGGUCUAGUAGCUUAGAGGGCCUAUACAAUAUUUAUUUAGGUACAUAUAAAAGUAAACAAUUAUUCGUGAAGCGGCAGGAGUUGGAACUACGUUUGAUUGACAUCUAACGACUCGAAUACUAGAUCGCUAUUCGAUCGAUAUACUGAAUCGAGAACUGAAUCAAUUAAAAAAAAGAACCAAGCCGGUUUUGGGAGUCUUUAGCAGCACUGUUAAGUGUCGUCAGCUUUGGAAUUUGGAGACAAGUAAUGUGUAUACAGGCCCAAAGAUCUCAUAAUAAAUGAGUAAAUUAUGUUAAACAUAUACUAUAUAAUUAUCAAUAGUUACGUAAAAUUAUCAUCUCUUAGCUGAAAACAAUGAUUUAGUAUCUUUUCAAUUAGUAUAAAGUACCUAUUAGAAUCAAAUCAUCUGUAGUAUGGAGUGUACGUAGCUAGUUAGAUAAAUUACAUUUUCGCAGAGUCAGAAAUCAUAAUAAUUUCGUGCCAUUAGAGUAGGUACUCUAUGUACUAUUUCUAUUUAUUUAUUACCAAAGGUUUCGUUUAUGUUUUCCUUAGUGCAAUAUAAUAAUAAAAUAGAAUAAUUCAUGAUACACUCACGAUCGCUUCAAUAGAAUAAUAAAAUUAGUAGGUUGUCAAUUCAACGAUAUCAGAGUUUCAAAUAAACUAAUAGUAUAGUUUUGCCUAUUAAAGUAGCUCCUGAAAUGUGUCCGUGUAUUUGUGUCUAAAGGGUAUUCACUUAUAAUGUGUGUUUUAAAAAUAUCUCUUAUAUGAAUGUCGUAAUUAAUUUGUACAAGAACACUCACCGGAGGGAAUUUGAGAACUUACUUGACUAAACUUUAAAUUAGAUCAUAUUUCAAGCGACGGAAUCUAAACCGUUGAAACUUAUUUCACUAUUUAUUUUCCUAUUAAUUAAAUUAUUUACAUUAUGAAAUAGAUCACGUCUUAUCUAUUGAGGUAUUUACAAUUUGCGUACGGCCAGUUUGCGUAUGGCUAGUGUUAGGCCCUAAUUAUGCAUAUUUAAUUUAGUUCAAAAAAACUUCCUCAAAAACUGUCGUGUACAAUGUCUUGUUAUUUAUUUACGUUAUAUCAACUUUUUUACCUUAAUUAUAUCAACUUGUUUGUGUUUAUAUUAAAAAGAUCUCCGGUUUAUUUAUGACACAAUAAAAUUAUAAUUGUUCUAAAUCAAUAUCUGUAUCAAAAAGUAAUCAAUAAAGUUAUUUAAAGGAAA